GUCACGGCUGUGGCUUACAAAUAUCGACAGUAUGACGUUAAAGGCCCGCCGGCGUUAGUAUCAGCCGAUGAGAUAUAAGCAAGCCCUGGCGGCGAACACGUAUCGCCUAUACCCGAAAUGCCUCUAGAGCUCAUAAACCCUUCAGCGACCUGAUUUCUUUCGCACCGUGAAGCCAGAGACGUCCACUUUAAUCAUUUCAAAGCCUUUUAUCAAGAUCCAGAAAAGAAAUGGCCGGACAGACGAACAGCACCCAAAAGGGGAUCAUCCUCGUGACCGGCGCAACCUCCUUCGUCGGAACACAUGUAAUCAAGCAGUUCCUCCAGAACGGAUACCACGUCCGAGGCCAGGCUCGAAGUGAGAGCUCCGCCAAGAGGAUAUACAAGGCGUUCCCGGACGCUGGCGACGCACUCACCACAGUCAUCGUCCCAGACAUCACAGCCGCCAACGCAUUUGACGAGGCUGUCAAGGAUGUGGCCGGCGUGAUCCACACCGCGUCUCCUUUCGUCCUCCAGGUCCAGGACAACGAGAGGGACCUGCUCGGCCCAGCCGUCAAGGGCACCACGCGCGUGCUCGAGGCGGUCGCCGCCCACGCGCCCCAGGUCAAGCGCGUGGUCGUCACCUCGUCCUUCGCCUCCAUCGUCGACCCCGUGCAAGGCUACCGACCAGGGCACACCUACACCGAGGAGGACUGGAACCCCGUCACCUACGAGGAGGCCAAGGCGGGCUCUGGCACGGUCGCAUACUGCGGGUCCAAGAAAAUCGCCGAAAAGGCGGCCUGGGACUUUGUCGAGGAGAAGAAGCCCAACUUCACCGUGUCGACCAUCUGCCCGCCCAUGAUCUACGGGCCCGUCGAGCACGACGCGGACAUCAAGAACCUCAACACCAGCAUCGCCGACAUCUACCGCUUCAUGGACGGCAGCGAGAAGGAGCCGGGCGCGACCGGGUUCCCCGCGUUCGCCGACGUGCGCGACGUGGGCGAGGCGCACUUCCGCGCCUACGAGCGCGCCGAGCCGGGCCGCUUCUUCAUCACGAGCGGCAAUUUUGAGUACAUCGACGUGUGCAGGGUGCUUCGGGCCACGCUGCCCGACCGCAAGGAUAAGAUCCCUGACCCGGAAGCCACGGCCCGCGCCGACUUCUACAAGGUGGACAACUCCCGGACGGGCAGGGAGCUGGGCAUGAGCUUCACGUCCCUGGACAAGUGCAUCCGGGACACGGCGCUGAGCCUGGUCGCGCUGGAGCAGGGCAAGACGUGGAGGGAGGUCUCCAAGGCGUAGAUGCUUCUGUGGGGAAAGCAAAUCGAGCAGGGCCCCGGGGGAUUAUAGAGCAAUUAGAUUUGAGAUAAUAAUAGACUAGAAUAGAGACCAAAUUCCCAAG
Messenger RNA from Diaporthe batatas, 1374 nucleotides. RefSeq lists its product as uncharacterized. Bases 228 to 1274 code for a protein of 348 amino acids. Lineage: Eukaryota; Fungi; Ascomycota; Sordariomycetes; Diaporthales; Diaporthaceae. The transcript has a single exon. The record is from RefSeq and is a predicted model, not a curated record. Gene Ontology annotation, molecular function: oxidoreductase activity, acting on the CH-OH group of donors, NAD or NADP as acceptor.